UCACAUGAUCAAAGCCCUCACAACCACUCCGACUUAUGGAUAUGGCGGUUUGUUCGAGGUGGAGAAAAAUGGCCGCGAGGACGUGACUUGUGGGCGGGGCUUGCUGCACGAUGGAUUUUACCUCUAGAAGACGGAACGAGUAACUGUUACCAUAGCAACACGUAAUGUGGGAACGUCACUUCGUCGGCUGCAUGACGUCACACGCCGGACGCCACUGAAAAUCCGCAGAGACCUCCUGAGAGGACGAGAGACGGCAAGAGACAUGCCUUAUAAUAAACCUAAGAAAGAGAAGGAGCCGGUGAAGGUCUCCGCAGGGAGAGGGUCCGUGAAGAACGGGAAAGAUGCCGGAGGGGCUGCAGCGGAGGAGGCUCAGCAGGGGGUGAACAAGCGCCCCAGCCCCAGCGCUCCGCCCACAACUCAGCUAAACAAGAUCCAGUAUGGCGGUGGAGGACAAGUGGUGAAGCGGGAGCGAAGGCAGAGUUCAUCCAGAUUCAGCCUCAGCAAGAACAGAGAACUGCACAAACUUCCACCGCUGAAAGCGUGA
Bufo gargarizans (Asiatic toad) is the source of this 544-nucleotide messenger RNA. RefSeq names its product serine/threonine-protein phosphatase 2A 56 kDa regulatory subunit delta isoform-like. The transcript is spliced from 4 exons. The record is from RefSeq and is a predicted model, not a curated record. The coding region runs from base 263 to 544 and encodes 93 amino acids. Lineage: Eukaryota; Metazoa; Chordata; Amphibia; Anura; Bufonidae.